AUGUUAAACUUGUUGUCAUCCUCCAAGUCAUCAUCAAAAUCAUCAAAAUCGUCAGCAUCUUCCUAUUAUGCACCAGCUUCUUCGGGAGCUGCUGGGGAAAUGUAUAGUCCCAUUCAUCAAUUUGUUGCCGCAUCGUGUAAGAAUAUUUUAAUUUGUGGAUGUGGUGGAGGCUUUGAUGUUUAUUCGGGAUUGCCAUUGUAUUUUGAUUUCAAGGCCAUGGGAAAGAAUGUUUAUUUGGCUAAUUUGGCGUUUACUGAUGUAUCAAGAAUGGAUAAAAAGACUGAAAAUAUUGAACUUCCUUCUUAUAAAGGAAAGAAUACAUUGUUUGCAGUGAAUGCAGAGUCAGAUAAUCAUGAUUUGGAAUACUUCCCUGAAAAGUAUUUGUGUGAAUAUUUGAAAAAGGAGCAUAUUGAAGAGAAUCCAAUUGUUUAUACCUUUUCAAGAGAAACUGGUGUUGUUGGAAUAACUGAAGGAUAUGAAAUUAUCAUCAAGAGACAUGAUAUCGAUAUGAUGAUUAUUGUGGACGGAGGAAAUGAUGUCAUGAUGAGGGGAAAUGAAACUGGAUUAGGAUCUCCACAGGAAGAUUCAAUGAGUGUUGUUGGAGCUUAUGGAAUUUCCACUAGUGUGCUCCCAAUGGAGAGAAGAAUUGUAACUUGCAUUGGAUUUGGAGUGGAUCAUUAUCAUGGAGUGAAUAGUUGCUUAUUCUUUGAAAAUACUAGUGAAAUAAUUACCAAGUUUGAUAAUGGAUUUUUAGGAGUAUGUUCUGUGGUGAGAGAGUGGAAUUGUUUCAAACAAUUUAAAAAGUCAUGCCAAUAUACUUUCAAUAUUAUGAAGAAAGCUCCCUCCAUUGUUAGUAGUUGUAUCAUUGCUGCUAUUGAAGGUCAAUAUGGAAAUUAUCAUCCUCCAGAAAUCAAGUCACGUACCUCUGGAUCAACCUUGUAUAUUAAUCCAAUGAUGAGCAUGUAUUGGUUCUAUUCCUUGAAUUCUAUUGCUAAUCAAUUGUUGUAUAAAAAAUUUAUUGAAACCUCAAAGAGUAUGGAAGAUUUGAAUAGAGGUUUGAGGACUUAUAGAAAUAAUUUAAAGACUAUGAGAAAACCAAGUCCUUUCCCUCAUUAA
This is a messenger RNA of Naegleria gruberi, 1116 nucleotides long. RefSeq lists its product as uncharacterized. The coding region runs from base 1 to 1116 and encodes 371 amino acids. The record is from RefSeq and is a predicted model, not a curated record. NCBI's taxonomy places the organism in Eukaryota, Heterolobosea, Eutetramitea, Acrasida, Naegleriidae. The transcript is spliced from 4 exons.